CUGUCUGUCUGUCUAUGUGUAUCUCUAUCUGCUUCUAAUGAUUUUAUAUAUAAUAUUUUAUAAUUUAUUUAAUUAAAAAAAAGUAUUAGAUGUACCCGAAAACCUAUUCAAAAAUGACACCAAAAUUUAUUAGGGAUUAUCGAAAUGUUUUCAAAUUAAGCAAAUUUGCUACAAUAUAAAAUUUGAUGUAGCAGAUAUGCUAUAAAAUUUGUGAACGAAUUUAAAAUGAAAAUUUUGGAUUUUGAACAAAAUUUUGGCUAUUUAGCUAUGAAUUAUAAAGAAAAAAAAUUUUUUAAAAAAACGUGAGAGCCCAUAAUGAAAGUAUAAUUCGGGUAGCAAUUGUUUUUGCACAUCUGACUACCCUUUCUAGGAACAUUGAGGUGUAUUAACAUCAAGAGUCUAUCCGUCCUUGCCCAGUGAAGCCGUUGGAGGUACGUAUCAUCUCUACGCACCGAACGUUCUCUGAAGGAAAAGUGUACGAAGUGAUGUGCCAGUCGAAGGGUUCCAGACCUCCUGCCCAGAUCACGUGGAUGAAGGGGAACGUCAAAAUCGACAGUUCCCAAGAAAUCACUUCGGAGGAUGGCGACACAACUACCAGUACCCUGACUUUCGUUCCCUCCAGCGAGGAUAACAGAAAAAGCCUUUUGUGCCGUGCCGAGAAUCCAGAUUUACCAGAAAGUGCCUUAAAUGACGAGUGGACGAUGAAUGUUCUCUACGUUCCACAGCUAUCAUUAACUCUAGGAGCUAGUGAUCAACACGAACAGAUUCGUGAGGGAAGCAAUGUUUAUUUCGAAUGCAAUAUCCAAGCAAAUCCAUCUAUAUAUGAAAUAGGAUGGAAAUACGAAGGACAAACUUUAGCACACGAUCCUCCAUCGGGCAUAAAUGUCCGUAACAAUUCAUUAUCCUUACAAGGCGUUAGGAGAUCUCAUAGAGGAAGGUAUCAGUGUGUUGCUCGCAAUGCAGAAGGAGAAGGAGAGAGUGAAGAAGUUUUAUUACGGGUACAAUUUGCUCCUGUUUGCAGUAGUGGACAAAAAGUUGUGUAUGGAGCUGCUAGACACGAAGAUGUCAGAGUCACCUGUGAAGUUGAUGCUGACCCACCAUCAGUGGAAUUUCAUUGGGGAUUUAAUAACACAGACGAAAGUUUGGUUAUUGUAUCAUAUACGACAUCAGGAACGAAAAGUGUUGCAAAAUAUGUUCCAAGAAAUAAACAAGAUUACGGUUAUUUGUACUGUUGGGGAAAAAAUGAAGUUGGAAUGCAAUUAGAGCCGUGUAUAUUUAGUAUAGUACCCAUAGGUCCUCCAGAUCCUGUGCACAACUGUAGCAUCACUAACCUGACAUCUAAUGCUGUCAUCUUGAGAUGUGAAGCUGGAGAUGACGGCGGUUUACAACAGGUAUUUCACCUGGAAGUGUACAGUAUGAAGGAUGAUAAGAAUCUUCAGUCUAAUGUUACUUCAGUAGACUUCCCAGUCUUCGAAGCUCAAGGACUUACCUCUGGGAGUUCUUUUAUUUUAGUAAUAUACGCUUCCAAUAACCAAGGUCGAAGUAGAGCUGUGACUUUGACGGCCAGUACCCUAUUUUCUGCAGAAAGGCAUACAGGUGAACUUCAACCAGUGGCAAUUAACGCUGUCUUGGCUGUAUUGAUGGGUACAGUGGGUGCUUUGCUAUUGUUAGUUAUUGUCAUUAUAUUCAUCAUGAAAGCAAGAGGAAGCAGCGAAAAUAGAGGAGCAUCAUCUAAUAUUGACAACGAAGAAAAAAUUCCAUCUCCAAUUAAGAAGGAGUUUGAUGAUGGUAGUCCUGAUGUUAUUCCAUCAAAAAAUUAUUCAACAGGUAAAAGAUAGAAUAAUUAUUUUGAAAGAAAAACA
Molecule: messenger RNA, 1862 nt
Organism: Centruroides sculpturatus (bark scorpion)
Lineage: Eukaryota; Metazoa; Arthropoda; Arachnida; Scorpiones; Buthidae
Product: B-cell receptor CD22-like
Exons: 7
Coding region: 486-1838 (450 amino acids)
Molecular function (GO): protein binding
Source: RefSeq, a predicted model, not a curated record